Gossypium arboreum is the source of this 369-nucleotide messenger RNA. RefSeq names its product 1-aminocyclopropane-1-carboxylate oxidase homolog 1-like. Lineage: Eukaryota; Viridiplantae; Streptophyta; Magnoliopsida; Malvales; Malvaceae. The record is from RefSeq and is a predicted model, not a curated record. The coding region runs from base 1 to 369 and encodes 122 amino acids. The transcript has 2 exons.
AUGAGCUCAGAAACCAGUGAAUUUCAGGUAGAUUCUAACCCGGAUUAUGAUCGUGAAAGUGAACUGGGUGCCCCGAUCAUAGACCUCCAAGGCAUCGGUGGAGACUCGGCUCGGGGUGCCGUGGUGAUUAACCAAGUUCGAAAUGCUUGUGCAGAUUGGGGUUUUUUUCAGGUCGUUCACCAUGGGAUUCCUGCAAGCGUUUUGGAUGAAAUGAUUGAUGGGAUCAGUCAGUUUCAUGAACAAGACACCGAGGUGAAGAAACAGUUCUAUUCACGCGAUGCAACUCGCAAGGUGUUGUAUUUAAGCAACUAUGACUUGUAUAAAUUGAAAGCUGCUAAUUGGAGGGACAGUUUUGGUUGUAUCUGUUGA